Messenger RNA from Xiphophorus couchianus (Monterrey platyfish), 6260 nucleotides. It is a transcript of the gene igsf3, whose product is annotated as immunoglobulin superfamily, member 3. Gene Ontology annotation, cellular component: membrane. The record is from RefSeq and is a predicted model, not a curated record. Lineage: Eukaryota; Metazoa; Chordata; Actinopteri; Cyprinodontiformes; Poeciliidae. The coding region runs from base 939 to 4103 and encodes 1054 amino acids. The transcript has 9 exons.
CUGACCAAAGUAAAAACAAGGAAAUAACCUUGGAAGAGAGAAAAAAAAAAAAACAGGAUCGAAAGGACGUCUACUGGGAUAACAACAUGAUGCAGUCAUUUAUUAGACAUAACUGAACGAGUUUAUUUGAACGGACGCGCACAUUUUCUUGGAAUCGUUGCUAGGAAUUAGAUGGAUAAAUUAGGAGACUGUGUCAGGUCGUAUGUGUUUUGAGUCUAUGUUACAAUUUUAUAAAUCUGAUAGGUUAUGUCAGAGCACAAAGCCGUGCAUCUGCUUCAUCUAGAGCGCCCGCCCCAUUGAGGCUUUCUGCGGAGCGAUGGUGAGAGAUCUAUUAUAGUCUCCGGGAUUUGCCGUGGAAAAAAGCCAGAGAAAGAGCUGAUCUCCGAUCAGCGAAGAGGACUUAUCCCAGACUCCUUCGCACUCCCUACAUCCCUCAAGACGCUCUUUGAGUCCUUUUUAUGUUUUGGAUCAGGGAUCCAAAAUACGCACAAGUCACGCCGGACUUCUUUUUUAAAUUAUUAUUCUAAGGAAGCUGCUGGUGUGUGUGCGCGUGUAUGUGUGUGUUGGAGGGGGGGUCGCCUCCGCAGUCUCGGAUGCGUAGUAAGCGGGAGAGUGGGUUGGGUCGCCUUGGAGCCAAGCACACGCACACGUCGUCAGCGAUGAAAAGCGUAUAGGUGAGGGUGAGGGCGAGGGGAAUACGCGUCACCAGAAGCUUGCGUGUUGUUGGGGGAAGAAAGUCGCACACCGGACUCGCCGGCUCUGGAUUAUAGACUCUGCCGUCCAGACACCCCCCUCAGCAGGUUCUUGUGGGAUCCGUACACCUUUCUUCAUCUCUCUGAUCCAGGAUCAGCGAUAGUGGCUACGCUGCCUCGACCGUUGCAUACUCAUCUAAAAAAAAGGGGGCGAUUUGGUGGUGAUUCCGCGGACCAACACAUACAAUGGCAACCGGUGCGCUCCUGCUCGCCUGUGCGCUGCUUGCAGGCGUUGCAGUUGCUCAGAGGGUUGUGACAGUCCAGAGUGGACCCCUGGUCCGGACAGAAGGUUCCCAUGUGACCAUCUGGUGCAACGUGACAGGCUACAAAGAUGGUGUGAAACAGGACUUUGACUGGUCCAUGUACCUACCGUCAGUACCAGAACGUGAGAUCCGGAUUGUAAGCACAGCCCAGUCAGACUAUGCUUAUGCUGUGUAUGCCCAGAGGGUGAACAGUAAAGAGAUUUUUGUGGAGAGGCUGAGUGAUGACUCAGCGGUUCUUCACAUCACCAAAGUGCAGGCCAGGGACCAAGGUGUGUUUGAGUGUUACACCCCCAACACAGACGGACGGUACCUGGGAUCCUACAGCGCGCGCACCAACCUCACCGUGAUCCCUGACUCGUUGACAGUAACAGCUCCUCCCCAGACUCUGUCCAAAGUGGAGGGUGACACAUUACAGCUCAACUGUGAGGUGUCUCGAACCACAAUGCAGCAUACACACCUGUCGGUCGGUUGGUACCUCCGGUCCCCUGAGGAUGCGACUGCCCCACCUCAGGAGCUGGUCACUCUGUCCAGGGACUUUGUUCUACGCUCUGGAGGACCUUAUCGGCAGAGGAUGGCAGCGGGAGAUCUCAGGUUGGAUAAAACCAGUGCCACAUCCUACAGAUUGACCAUUCACAAGCUCCAGCCAGUAGACCAGGGGCUGCUAUACUGUCAGGCAGUCGAGUGGAUUCAGGAUCCAGAUGGAAGCUGGUUCGCAAUGACACGCAAGCAGAGUGAAAAAACACAGCUCCGCAUACAACCGACUGAUCGAGACUUCAGCAUCCAGGUGAGCACGGAGCGGCGGUCCUUCAUGGCCGGUGAGUCGCUGGAGCUUCGCUGCACCAUAGAGGCGCAAAACGUCCCCGAGCGUUUCUUCUCGGUGUCGUGGGUUUUCAGCAGCUCACCGGUGGCCGUGGUGGGCCCCAGUGCCGUGCCUGUCCUGGGCCCUGGUUACGUUGCCCGUGAGGCAGCCGGACUCGUCACCGUGCGCAAAGAGUCUCCCAAUAUCCACCUGCUGAAGCUCCAUCGCUUGAGUACAGAAGACGCCGGAAAGUACAUCUGCCGCGUUACGGAGCGGGAAAAGACACCAACGGGAGACUUCAUUGAUCGCAGCAAACGGUCGCGCAAUGUCCAGAUCACAGUUCAACCACUCAAGAACAACACCACAGUGUCGCUAUCUGCUAACUCCUCUGAAGUCCUCGAAGGAGACCCCAUCCAGUUGAUGUGCUCAGUCAGCUCUGCUAUUGCCCCGCUGACUGUCGUAUGGCAGUGGACAGGCAGGCAAUCAGCCGGACCGAUCCAGGAAGUAGCCUCUGUGGAUCGGGACGGUACUGUUACUCAUGGACCCAGCUACAGAGAGCGCUCCGGUUAUGGGGAAAUUCGUGUUGAGAGGGUGCGUGCUGACAUUUUCUCCCUAUCCCUCUACAAUGCUUUACCUGGAGAUGAGGGUCAGUACCGCUGCUCAGCAACCCAGUGGAUUAACAUUGGCACCGAAACAGACCCAAACUGGGAGAAGCUUGGCGAGCAAUCAGCCACCAAAACAGUCACAGUAAAGACUGUUGAGUCUUCAUUUAUGGUGUCGGCCUCAUCGCGGACGCCAUCGAUCUCCUUUGGAGAUUCCUUUGACCUCCUUUGUCUGGUCAAGCCUCGCCACAACCCCAGGGUCCCCACAUCGGUCACCUGGCGUUUCAUGCCAACUGGUGCUCAAGAUGACGAUCAGGGAGAGUUCAAGGACCUAGUGACGUUCACUCGCGAAGGCACCCUGCAAUGGGGAGAACAACUGCUUGGUUUGGGCACUCGCACCACUGUGGACCGCUCACACUCCAACACCAACUUCCGAUUGUCUGUGACCCGCGCAGGGCGCCGCGAGGCUGGCAAGUAUCAGUGUACUGCCAUCCUGUGGAGGAAGAACUAUGACAACAGCUGGAGCAGAGUGGCUAACCGCACCUCCAACCUUCUGGGCAUCAAUGUCCUUCAGCCAGAGAGUAGGCUAAAGGUGCAAAAGAACAACCAGUCUUUGGUGUACCAGGAGGACAGCAGGGUCAGGAUCAAUUGCUCAAUCACCUCCCAGACCAGCCAGGACUCCCAACAUGCUGUGCUAUGGUACAUAAGACGGGCAGCGGGGUCAGAAACCGAUGAACUCCUGCUGAGGAUUGAACGUACAGGGGCCUUUGAGUACGGCGCCUACGCAGACGAAGAGAGACUGAGGCGGCGGGUCCAGGCAGAGAGGCUCUCACCUCGCCUCUAUGCACUGACUCUGAACAGGGCAGAGAGCAGUGAUUCUGGGACAUAUUACUGCUUGGUGGAGGAGUGGCUGAGUGACCCAGAUGGAGCCUGGUAUCGACUCUCCCGGGAUACCUCAGGCUACACCAGGGUUCUUGUCAAACAACCAGAGCCUCAACUACGUGUUGAUGAGCUUGAGAAUAACGUGACAGUGGAGGCGUCCAACUCAAUUCGACUGGGCUGCAAUAUUUUCAGCCAGUCGUCUCCCGACUCGCGCUUUUCUGUGUUCUGGUACGUGGAUCGCUCUGAUGACGAGGACAUCGAGGACCAGCCAGGGGAAGACGACGAUAAGCGGGACUGUGUGUUUUCCAUCGGCCAUGACGCCAUCUUUGGAAAUGGAAACUGCAGCCCCCCUGACGACAAUGGGCCCAAUUCCCGCUUUCAGUUUGAGAGGACUACUUCUGACCAGUACAGCCUGACCAUUCACGGAGCCCGGCCAGCAGACGCUGGUCGUUACUAUUGCCAUGUGGAGGAGUGGCUUCUCAACCCUCGCAAUGAAUGGUAUCGCCUUGCCACCAAUAAUUCUGGUGUCACCAUUGUCAAUGUACUGCAGCAAGUUUCCACCAUACAGUCAGUGGUGUGCUCCAACGAGUCCCUCUUCUAUUUCCUCUUCUUCUACCCUUUCCCCAUCUUUGGCAUCCUUCUCAUCGCGUUGCUGGUCGUGCGCUACAAAGGUCGCAACAACAACAAGAGCCAGGAGGGCAAGAAUGGCGCCCCCCUGCUGUGGAUUAAGGAGCCUCACCUCAGCUAUUCUCCCACCUGUCUGGACCCCCCAGCACUCAGCUUGCACCCCGGCUCGGUUGACUAAGCAAAGGAGUGUGUCGGACACACCCCGCCCUUUUUUCUGCCUCACGCACAUUGCGGACUCAGCUGACACAAUGCCAGGGAGCCUUUGUGGACUCCACCUUCAGACCUUACUGUUGUUCAAUGCCGUGUUGAAUUAUAGUCAAUGAGUUUUAAGAUUUCUACUCUGGCGGCUGUUUGUUUUUAUGUUGACGACUGUGUGUUUGUGUGUGUGGAUGUGCUGACACGGAUGGAUGUACCAUUUCAGCACAAUUAUUUGCGCGAGGGCAAACUCAAGGGCGAGAGAGUACCAUGAACCUCUCCCAGUUUCUGUAAAGCCUAAUCCCAUAGUUGCGUUUUGAUUUUUAUUACAAUAAAUAUUUAUCUAUUUUUCAAUAGAGAUGGAAGAAAAACUACAGAUAAGAUCGUUGGCCAGUCUCGGGAAGAAUAUUUAAGAGAGUGAACUCUACAGGCAACUCCAGCAUUAAACGGUAUGCAGAAAAGUCUUCAAACUGAUCCAAGUGCAGCCACAGCCUAGCCUACUAUGCUGGUUCCCAUAGCAAUGCUCUGCACCCACUGACUUCAUAGCCGCUGGCUCCGUUGCCAGGCUGCAAGGAGACAAAGGCUAGGACACACAAGUCUGUGUCCUGAGCGAGGAUGUGUGUUGGCCCACCUGCCUCCACAAUGGAUUCGCCUUGGCAGACUGAAACAAGUCCUGGUGUGCCACUUAAACACUGCCAGACACUCUGGCCCGAGUGAAAGACUGCCCCACUCGUCUUCUCCACCCUUCUCUCCGAAAAGAGACGGCAAGGGAAAGUAAAGGAGGCUGAAAAUUAUGGGGAAUAAAUGAAAAGGUCUCUUUUACUGAAGAUGUGUGAACUUAAACGUAAGUGAUUUUCUUUUUUUUCUUUCAGUGCCAAGUGCUCCUUUUCAAUACUGUUGUCUGCAGCUAAUGUUUGAAGUUUUAAAAGGCAGUGGGGAAGCUGAUGGGUUCAGAGGCAGCCGAUUAAUAUGUCUGCAUACAUCCCGCUGUGGAUUUAUGGGCCUUGCUGGCUGUUAGAUCUUAAAUAAGUUCAACUUUUUUUGAUUAAAUUAACUGAGUUACUGAAUGAAAUUUAAUUUUUGCACCUUUUCCUUGGUUGCCCUGUAUAACCACUCCUUUUAUUUAUUUAUUUUUUAAUACAAAGGCCACAAUGAAGAUUAUUAAUGUGUAGUGUGGUAGGUGUAAUAUAACACAAAAAUGCUACCUGCACAUGAUUUGACAAGGAUAAAUGUUUAGUUUACAAUAUUUUGUAUUUAUUGUUCCAUACUUUUUUUUUUGCAUUGCUUUGUAAGACUUUCUCAUUUUUGCCUCUUUAUUUCUUAAAAAUGUGUGCAUUGAGCACAUUAUAUCAAUAGCCUGUGUGUUGAAAAUGUGGUAGAAGUAGAAAUGCUAGAUCCGUCCUGCGCGUUGCAGUUUGUAGCAUUUCAUUACCAGGCUGUCAGGUUUGUUCAGUGUCAGAACACUGUAUAUCUAUACAUAUAAUAUGCUGUGGCUUUAUGUGUACAGUAGUUGAACAAAUAAGUCACAAGAAUUGAUUCACUUAUACGCUUUUUUUGCUUGUUUAUUUAGUGAAAUGUGAUGUAACACCUAUGUAGGAUGUUUCAACUGAAACUUGAGAUGUGUUUGGGUUUUUUUUUAUUAUUAUUAGUCACGGAAGCUGGUUCCCACAUAACCGUGAUGUAAGGCAGGAGGGCUGGAAAAGCUGUGCCACCUUGUCAGCCCAGAGAGGUGAAUCCCUCUGCGUAACCCGUACACUGCCAGACUGGACACGAGAACUCUUGAAAAAAUCUGUCUCAGUUGUGUCAACAUGUAUAUUGCAUGACAAUAUUACAGGAGGAAUUUCGAUGUUUUGUAAAGUUUUGAACAUUUUAAGACUUGUGUUUUUGUGACAGAGCUGACGACCUUCCCCUUGCUCUCCUUCCUCCCGAACUUCCUGAGCCAAGAGUUGACACAGUGUCCGGUGCCCCUGGUCAUCUCCAAUAUUUGACUACUGGUCCAAGAUGCCCUUUGAACCUGUUUAAAUAGCUGAUUUUAAGGAUGGGUGUUGUGGAGACUGUGUUUGAUAUAAUUGCUCAUAACUGUCUUUUUAAUGCUUUGCUUUUAUGCAGCACUUCAUUAAACAGAUUUAUGUGAAAAAGA